AUGACGGGACACAACUGGUGGACCGUGAAGGACAAGUUCAAAAGCAUCCUGGAUGAACUGUGCAACCAAUUGCCAGACACCACGACCCAGAAUGUCUGUCAGGACCAGGUCAAGCAGAUCCUGCCCAUGGUCAUCCAGUUCCUGACUGACUUCAUUAAAACGAAUCAGAUAUGCACAAUUCUGGGAGAGUGCAAGAGCCAAUCACAGGGCAUGGAGCAGGAGUUGCUGACCAAUUAUAUCACUGAGGUCCGCCUAUCACCUGGGCCAGGCACUAUGACAGAGAUGACCAAUCUGCAGUGCACGUUAUGCAUGUAUCUUUUCAAAACUCUGGAGACUCUGUUACCCAGCACUGAGGGCAUUGUAAUAAAGGUGCUGGCCCAGGUCUGCUGGAUCCUCCCUGCCAGGCUGAGAGAGAAGUGCCAGGUCGUCGUGGAGCUGUACAUCCGGCAGCUGCUGGACGUCCUGCUGUCUUGGUUCACGGCCAAGAAGGUGUGCUGCCUGCUUCAGCUUUGCCCCUUCCGGGGCCCCACCUCCCCAGACUGCGACUCCUGUCAGACGUUGGCGAACUUGGCGCGAUUCCACCUGGGCUCCAAUGCCACGGAGCUUCAGACCUCCGCCUUCCUGGAGUCUGUCUGCCUCUCGCAUCCCAGCUCAAUCCCAGAGUGUGAUGCUUUUACCCAGCGCUAUGGGCUUCUUCUGCAGAAGGCCCUGACCAAGCCAGUGGGCAUCCUGGACCAGUGUCAGGAGGCGCUGUUGUGUGCAGCAGAGGAGGAUUGUGAUGUGGUGGGCGGAGUCCCAGUUGACCCAUGCAGGAGAGGGAGCUACAGAUGCAGGGACAUAAAAACUGCAGAAAAGUGCAAUUCUGUGUCCUUCUGUCAGAAGUACAUGUGGAUAUAAGGCCCACUGUCCCAGGAGCAGUCCAUCCCUCCAAAUGGAUGAAUGAAGACUGAAUCGGAAGCAUUCGCCGUGAGGACUCUGGGGCUGAUUCUUCAGCUGUGUUUCACUAACCCUGCACUUACAUAUCAGCCAAUAAGAUGCAAGAUUUCAUACACAUCACUAACCCUGCACUUACAUAUCAGCCAAUAAGAUGCAAGAUUUCAUACACAUCACUAACCCUGCACUUACAUAUCAACCAAUAAGAUGCAAGAUUUCAUACACGUCACUAACCCUGCACUUACAUAUCAGCCAAUAAGAUGCAAGAUUUCAUACACAUCGCUAACCCUGCACUUACAUAUCAACCAAUAAGAUGCAAGAUUUCAUAUACAUCACUAACCCUGCACUUACAUAUCAGCCAAUAAGAUGCAAGAUGCCAUACACAUCACUAACCCUGCACUUACAUAUCAACCAAUAAGAUGCAAGAUGCCAUACAUGUCAGUAACCCUGCACUUACAUAUAAACUAAUAAGGUGCAAGAUGCCACACAAUUCGCUGACGAUGCACACCCACAUUAACCAGCAAGAUGCCGUUUCUCAUCAGUCAUUUAGAGAGUUUGGCCAGCUGACAGCAUCAGUAUCCCACAACUAAGCAUGCUGUGCCCUUUUCCCUGUGCAUUGUGGGAUACUGUUCUUAUACACAUACAUUCUGACUGGCAAUGAAUGCAUUCCUCUGUAUUAUCAGGGAAGAUAUUACGUAUAAAGGAAGCUCAUUGAAUACCAAUAUAUUUAAUAAUUUGUUAGUUGUAGAUAUGAUUAAAUUCAUUAUGCUAUUUGGUACGAAGGCUAACUAUUCCCUGAAAUGAAAUAAUAUCUACUUUAUGACAUUCUCUACACAUUUUUGCAGUAUGAAUGCAUUGGCUCAGAUUUAUGUUAAGGUUUUCAGCUUUUCAGAAUCAAUUGUCAUUUUCUUAAUGCCAAACACAUGAU
Molecule: messenger RNA, 1861 nt
Organism: Anguilla anguilla (European eel)
Lineage: Eukaryota; Metazoa; Chordata; Actinopteri; Anguilliformes; Anguillidae
Product: prosaposin-like
Exons: 10
Coding region: 1-897 (298 amino acids)
Source: RefSeq, a predicted model, not a curated record